This is a messenger RNA of Beauveria bassiana ARSEF 2860, 1158 nucleotides long. Its product is annotated as RRM domain-containing protein. NCBI's taxonomy places the organism in Eukaryota, Fungi, Ascomycota, Sordariomycetes, Hypocreales, Cordycipitaceae. Gene Ontology annotation, biological process: mRNA alternative polyadenylation. The record is from RefSeq and is a predicted model, not a curated record. Gene Ontology annotation, molecular function: mRNA binding. The transcript is spliced from 3 exons. Gene Ontology annotation, cellular component: mRNA cleavage and polyadenylation specificity factor complex. Bases 1 to 1158 code for a protein of 385 amino acids.
AUGUCAGAGGAAGCUGAUUUCGAAAUCGACUUCUACGGGGACGAAGGCAAUGAUCAACAGGAUCAAGGUCAAAAAAAGCAAGAACAGCAAAGUGAAGGGCAAACAGAACAUCAUGACAACAAUAACCACGACGGACACAACGGCGGCAAUCACGGUGGAGACGAUGCGAUGGAGGACGAGGGUAGCCAAAACUACGACGACCAAACAUCGCAGCAAGGAACAAAGCGCAAGCAAGAUGAUGACGGAAGGCCGGUCGACUCGGCGGCCACGACUGCCAUUAUGAUUUCCGAAGUGAAUUGGUGGACUACUGAUGACGAUAUUCGAGGAUGGGCGCGGGGCGCAGAGGUCGAAAACGAGAUUAAAGAUCUCACUUUCAGCGAGCACAAGAUCAACGGCAAGAGCAAGGGACAAGUCUAUGUCGAAUUCAACACUCGUCAGGCAGCGACAGCAACCAAGCACCACUUGGACAAGCUCGUCUCGGAGGAAGCACAAGGCGCGCCGAAGAAGCUUACGGUUAUGUACUGGAACCCCAACGUCAACCCUUUUAAAACUCUUCCGAAAGAUGCGCCCGCCAGAGGUAAGGAUCAGCAGUUAAGAGGGCCGCAGGGCGCAUACAACAACGAUCGCGGAGGCUUCGUCGGCAACUAUCGCGGGCGUGGAAACUUUAACAAUCGUGGAAAUAUGGGCCAAAACAACUACAACCGCAACUACAACAACGUGGGUUAUAACAACAUGGGCGGUGGCGGCUACAGCAACCCCAUGGGUGCCGGCAACUUUAACAACUUUGGCAAUCGAGGCGGCAUGAUGGGCGGUAUGCGCGGCGGCGGCAACAUGCGCGGCGGUCGUGGUGGAACUAUGAUGGGCAUGAAUCCUGGCAUGGGCGCCAUGAACCCGAUGGGUAUGCCGAUGGGUAUGAUGAGCAACAUGGGCAACAUGGGCAACAUGGGGAAUAUGGGGGCAAUGGGCAUGGGCAUGAUGAAUCCCGGCAUGCAAGCUCGAAACUAUCGAGGACCAGUUCCGCUAACCAGCUUGUGUCAAGGCAUGAACCCAGGUUUCAACCCCGGCAACUUUAACUUUGGACAAAACCAGGGUGGCGGAGGCGGUGGCAGUGGCGACUGGGGCAACCCUCACGGCGCCAAGCGGCCACGACCUGAGUAA